AUGCCCUUAGAUGUUCUGGGCCGCACGCGCGCUACACUGACAGAGCCAACGAGUUUCUUCCUUGUCCGAAAGGGCUGGAGCAUUGCAAUUAUUGCUCUUCAACGAGGAAUUCCUAGUAAGCGCAAGUCAUCAGCUUGCGCUGAUUACGUCCCUGCCCUUUGUACACACCGCCCGUCGCUACUACCGAUUGAAUGGCUCAGUGAGGCUUUCGGACUGGCCCAGGACGAGUGGCAACACUUAUCCAGGGCCGGAAAGUUGUUCAAACUUGGUCAUUUAGAGGAAGUAAAAGUCGUAACAAGGUUUUGUGAGAACAGACACCCUUCGCAGGGAGCGUUCGGAAGCCUAUGCAACCCUGAAGAGGGUCCGCGACUGUAA
Messenger RNA from Lachnellula hyalina, 375 nucleotides. RefSeq lists its product as uncharacterized. Lineage: Eukaryota; Fungi; Ascomycota; Leotiomycetes; Helotiales; Lachnaceae. The record is from RefSeq and is a predicted model, not a curated record. The transcript is spliced from 2 exons. The coding region runs from base 1 to 375 and encodes 124 amino acids.